AUGGACUUGAAUCCUCAACAGAGAGAUCUUGUGACUCAACUCUAUGAGCACGUCAAAUCGAUUCCUACUAUUUCUUCGGGCAGUUUUAUUUCAUCAUCAUCAUCUCAAAACUCUUCCUCCUCAAUUGAAUUAACUUGCUCCUAUUCCGAUUAUCAAAAUGACAAGACGAUCAAUAUUCUCAAACAAUAUCACCUUGUUUUGAAUUCCGAAGCAAAGAAGGAUCAAACGACGGUCGUUGUUUCAUCGGUAUUUCCAUCCAUUGUGCCGGCUGAUGUUCAUGCUUCUUCCAUCUCUCCAAGUGGUCAACGUAAGGCUCUCUUUAAAUGUAUUUCUCAGGAUGGAAAGCCAAAUGCUCAGACCGGAGCACUCGAUUAUCAAAUUGAAAUCUAUGCCAAUCAAUUAUUGCAGACAAGAGUUUUGGUCAAGGACAUUCAUGGUAAGCUCUUUACCGAUGAGACCUUUGCGAGAGUUUCUUGGUCCAGUGAUGAAAACAAAAUUCUCUAUGUUGCAGAGUUGAAGCAAGAAAACGUGAAAGCAUAUUGGGAGAAGCGAAAGCCAUCAACACCAGAAUCAGACAAUGGAUCUUCUACUGCACAGUCAAAUUUUGAGUUCAAGUAUGAUUAUGAGAGGAAGGAAGAUUGGGGAGAACAAAUUUUGUUAAAGAAUCCUCACAUUUAUGAAUUGGAUAUCAAAGCCAAACAAGUCACUCAUGUGGAUGUGAUUCCAAACAAUGUCAGUGCUGGAUCUCCAAUUUAUUUACAAAAUUCCAAUCAAUUUGUCUAUGUUGGAUAUGAAAAGCCAGUUCGAAAGUUAGGUCUCAAAUACUGCAUGCAAAGAGAUGCCAAAUUGUUUUAUUGUGACCGACAAAAGGUGGAGCAAAUAGCCAAACAAUUUAGAGGAAUUAGAAGACCUGUCUUUUCUCCUUGUGGCACUAAACUUGCGUUUUUGGCAUUUGACAAUGAUGUGAACUAUCACAAUUCAACUUCGAAACUUGUUGUUUUGAAUUGGAACGAAAGCAAAUCGGAUUAUCAAGUGAUUGUAGAUAUCGUGCAGAAAGUAUCAGUUUCCAACGAAGCGGAAUUAAUGCAAGCUUUUCCAGGUCUGUACACCGCGGAAUUGUCUCUCAACUGUUGGAGUGCUGAUUCAAGAUAUAUUGUUGUUAAUUCAAUAUGGAGAAGUGUCACAUCAAUGCUAGUGAUUGACAUCAGCAAAACAUCCAAUAACGUAAAAAGAGUGUUAGGAAAUGCUGGCUCUUACGAUUCGAUUGUGUUCUUGAAUCAGGAUGCCAACAAACAAAAGGUUCUCUUCUACCAAACCACUCCAGCAUCUCCUUUUGAACUCUAUGUAGCAGAUAUUAAUUAUGAAAAUGGUGAUCUUUCAAACUUGAAACUAUUGGAAGAUGGUCUUCAAACUCUGGAAGACUCUCUUGUUGAAAAUGCAAGUCUGAGAGACAAAAUCAAGGAGGUGACAUGGAAGGUCUUACAUAUUCCUGUUGAACAGAAGGAGAACUCAAAUAUAUUUAUUGAUGCAAUUUUAUAUGUUCCCAAAACUCCUAAAGGAUUCUUGGGAACAACCCAAUCACAAGACGAGAAAAAACAUAGUCUUAUUGCAUUCCCUCAUGGUGGCCCUCAUUCUGCCUUUAUCACAUCAUUCUCUUCACAAAGCAUUUUCUACGCUCUUUGUGGAUAUGCUGUGUUAUUUAUUAAUUACAGAGGUAGCGUCGGCUUUGGACAAGAAUUUGCAGGAUGUUUACCCGGUGCUGUUGGAGACUUGGACGUUAAGGAUUGUCACACUGCAAUUCAAUACGUAAUGAACCAUAAUGUUUUAGAGGUCGAUUCUGAGAGCAUUUCUGCUUUAGGAGGAAGCCACGGUGGAUUUUUAGCUGCACAUCUAAUUGGACAAUAUCCUGAUUUAUUUAAAUGCUCAAUCAUGAAAAAUCCUGUCAUUAAUCUCAGCACAAUUUAUGGAGAGAGUGACAUUCCAGAUUGGUGUUAUUGUGAAAGCUUAGGAAAUGAGUAUUACGAUGAAGCUUUUGCUACCAAAGAUAUGGUAAAAAAAAUGUAUGAACGAUCACCAAUUCGUCAUGUUAAUAAGGUGACUGCUGCGGUGAUGUUGUUGGUUGGAGAGGUUGAUCGUCGAGUCCCCAAAGAACAACCACGAGAAUUUUAUCACGCCUUAAAAUUCUUAGGAAAGUCCAAAGAUGUCAAAAUGCUCGUCUACCCAGAGAACGAUCAUCCAAUCGCAAAACCAAGUGCUGAAUUCGACAGUAUGGUAAGCUCUCUUUUGUUCUUGUAUGCUCAUGCUCAAUAA
Messenger RNA from Naegleria fowleri, 2310 nucleotides. RefSeq lists its product as uncharacterized. Gene Ontology annotation, biological process: proteolysis. The record is from RefSeq and is a predicted model, not a curated record. NCBI's taxonomy places the organism in Eukaryota, Heterolobosea, Eutetramitea, Acrasida, Naegleriidae. Gene Ontology annotation, molecular function: serine-type endopeptidase activity. Bases 1 to 2310 code for a protein of 769 amino acids. The transcript has 2 exons.